Molecule: messenger RNA, 989 nt
Organism: Salmo salar (Atlantic salmon)
Lineage: Eukaryota; Metazoa; Chordata; Actinopteri; Salmoniformes; Salmonidae
Gene: bik
Product: BCL2 interacting killer
Source: RefSeq, a predicted model, not a curated record
GUAACUGCCAUAGGCGUGGCUGUUGAAAUGAUAAUUGUGGCAGUUACCUGAAAACAACAAGAUUAAAGGACGCUGCUGGCGGCGUCUACUUUAAUCUACAAAAUAGCACGUGAGCAGAAGAACAGAACAGCUUAGGGACAGAAAACAAAAUGGUGGAGCACAGAAGAGAGCGAUGCCGUGCCAUUUCCCUCAGGGCUGGACCUAGUGAGGUGGACAACAUCACCCUGUCUGAUGUGAAUCUCAGGAUCCAUGCCAGGGCUGCCCGGACUACAGGUCGUCAGCUGGCAGAGAUUGGUGACAGACUGGAGCGUGAAUGGGCAGAGAGACUCCCUAAUCAGUGGCCUGUGCCACAAACUCUCCAUGUGACAAGGCCUGCCCACGCCCUGACUAGAAGCAUCUACAGGGGGAUACAAGGACAGCUUUGGGGAGUGAAGAGUUUGCCCGGUGUGGCCAAAGCCUGGUUGGCCUCCGCUGUCCACAGGCAGGCUACACAGAGAGCAGAGGCUUGGGUAACCUGGGUUUCCAGUAUUCAACCUGCUAACUACCCUGGUUGGGCCAAAGCAACACUUGCCACUGUGGCACUGGUGGCCACGGUAACCAUUUGCACUGCAUUGUGGAAGGAGUAGAAAGGAUAACCGCUGCACUGAGGGGGCCUUGGCUGGACUUCUGGCUACAAUGUUUUGUGUUGGACAAUUUCCUAAUUGAGUGAGAUUUUUAAACAAUUUUUACUAUAGACUUUAAUUUAAGAAAAAAAGAAAGUGUGUGUUCUUGAAUUGAUUGUGCUGGAUCACGGUUUUUAUAGUCUUAUCAACUAAUGCAUGUUUUAAAGACUGUUGCUGGUCUGCAGUCUUUUCUAUGAAGAUUGGGCCUGUUACUGGUUAGACAUUUAAUUGCCACAACUAUCUUAUGUAGCUUAUUACACCAUUAAAUGGACGCUGGAAAAUUAUUUUUUAAUGACUUGAGAAAAAAAUUAAACUUGAAAAACCAAA